AUGAUUCAUACUACAGCAUAUCAUCCGCAAUCGAAUGGUCUAAUUGAAAGAUGGCAUAGAACAUUUAAAGCCGCUCUAAAAUGUCACAAAAAGAAGAACUGGGUGGAAGCACUACCGUUGGUAUUAUUAGGACUGAGAUGUAAGAUUCUACAAAAUGAGAACGUUUCAAUUGCAAAAAUGGUUUACGGUUCUACAAUCAAACUUCCUGGUGAUUUAUUCGAAACGCAUAGUAAGAUACCUCCUACAACUGAAUGGAUGCAUAAUGUCAGAAAUAACAUGAAUAAUCUACAACCAGCUGUUACAACUCACAAUUCAAACCAAAAGGAGUUUAUCCAUUCAGAACUCAAUAAAUGUUCAUUUGUUAGAUGUGAUGCCGUAAAAAAACCACAGCAAAAUCCUUAUAACGGACCGUGUAAAGACUGGAAAGUGCAAAAACGAUAG
Molecule: messenger RNA, 441 nt
Organism: Teleopsis dalmanni
Lineage: Eukaryota; Metazoa; Arthropoda; Insecta; Diptera; Diopsidae
Exons: 1
Coding region: 1-441 (146 amino acids)
Molecular function (GO): nucleic acid binding
Source: RefSeq, a predicted model, not a curated record